GAAGGAAACAGCAAGCACAAAAUUCCCAGCUUAGGAACUAAGAUGCUAAAGUGAUGGGGAGCAUAAAGACCUGGGGGGAGAGGGGCUACACAGGCCCCACAAGGACCUGGCAGUUUGUCCAGAGGGCUGCGAAGCCACUGGACAUUGUGAGGAGAGUGCUGUGCUCAGAUCCAUGUUCUGUGGCUGCUGUGUGGAGCCUGAACACGGGCAGGAGAGAAGGGAGAUGCAUGGGAAGGCUGUUGCUGGUGUACAGGCAAGAUGGUGACCCAGAUGAGGGGGACAGCCCUGAAAAAUGGAGAGAAAUGGGUGAAAUUGGAGUAUGGCUUGCGACAGAAACAGGACUGUGGGUUGGUUGACCAUGGGGUGUGGGCAGUCAGCUUCCAGGUCACACAGGAAACUUCAGGCUUCCAUAUGAGGCUAAUGGAUGCAUCAGGGGACAGUUCCCUGAGACAGGAUGUCUGGGGAAGGCACAGGCUGGAAGUGGGAUGGGAGGGGAGUCAGGAACGUGACCUCGUCAGGUUUGAGGCAGCUGUAAGACAGGUUGGGGCCCAGAGCUUUGGGAACUGGAGAGCGUGAGGAUCUGUCCUCGGUGGGUUGUAGCAUCAUGAGCAAGGAAGAAAUCACGGUGGGGAGAGAGGAGUGCUCUCAAGCCAUUCCUUGGGGAACAUUCACAUUUAGAGAGACGGUAGGUAAUGAGAAACCAGCAACGGCAACUUGGCAGGAAUCCUGGGUGAAGGAGGAAGCCAGGCUCACGGGGGCCAAGGGGGCUAGAGAACCGCAGGGGGUCGGGGGUCAGCCGGGCACCUCCCAGAGGCCAGUCAGAGCACCAGCCACUGGAUUUGGUGGCGUGGCGCUUGCUGAUGGCUGCAACAAGAGCCUCAUGGGAAGUGUUGGGGAUGGAAGGCAGACUCGGGAGGGGGAGGUGGAGACAGAUACGAGGUGGCACUAGCUGUCUCGGUGUCUCGGUGAAGGGGAGCAGAGAAAUCGGGAGGAAGCAAGGGAAGCUGUGGGGUCAGAAGCCACACAUGGGGCUGACCGCGUACGCAGCAGGAGCCAUCCAACUGGGGAGAAGCCUGCAAGCCCCUCUGGAAGGAGGCAGGCUGCAAAUCCCUACAAAAAGAGCAAGCACUUUGUUCGGGUAGACCAAGGCAGCAGGAAGCAGCAGACCCAGCUUAAAAUGGGUUAAACUGGUUUCUUUGAGUGACCGUAGCAGCCCCUCCAGAACCACCACCUCAUCCGUUGUUCAGUGGGCACCGUCAGGCAGCGCCUUUCUCUGCUGCUGCGUAUAUUAAAUAGAGGAACUCCCGUUGGCCCCAAGCACUGUGCCAGGCUCACAGAUGAAGUCACUUCUAUUUCUUCCACCUCCCUCGGCUUCCAGGAUCCCUCACCGGAACUUCAUGGAACGAUAUGAAUUACUGAGAAGGCUCCGUGCUCCCACGUCCUCUGGCCCCCACAGCCUACCUCCUGCUGAAGGGCGCUCAGAAUGGUCUCCACGCACCGAGGCGACCACACUGCAACCUCUCCUCCAGGACAUCCUCCACACUCUUUNCCUUCCAGCUCUGACUCAGGCAGCAGCCAUACUUGGUGACCCAGCGGAGGCCACACCAGCCCCAGUUCACUGCGGCAGGACCAAGGUGUUCAUGACUGACUCCAUGCUGGAGCUUCUGGAACACGGAUGUGCCCAGGUGCUGGAGCAGUGUGCCCGCCGCAUCCAGGGCAGCUGGAGGUGACACUGGCAUCGCAAGCGGGAGAGGCAGAGGCGGGCGGCUGUGCUCAUCCAGGCAGCCAUCCGUUCCUGGUUAGCUCGGAGACAUGUGCGGAGGCUGCACGCAGCUGCCACGGUCAUCAAGCGCGCGUGGCGGAGGUGGAGAAUUGGAAUGGCCUUCCUUGCUUCAAGAGAACUGGAUGGUAUGGAAGAAAAACACUUGUCUCAAGUUCCCCUUCCCAAGGGCUCUUUCCUGCUGCCGCAGACACAGACCAGCCCGCUGGCGGCAAUAAUCCGCCUCUGGCCCCUGGGACUGGUCCUAGCCAACACGGCUGUGGGUGUCCGCGGCUUUCAGAGGAAGCUGGUGGUCUGGGCCUGCCUCCAGCUCCCCGUGGGGAGCCCCAGUAGCUACACGGCCCAGACGGCACAAGAACACGCUGGUGUCACAUCCAUCCGAGCGCUGCCUCAGGGCUCGGUCAAGUUCCACUGCAGAAAGUCUCCACUGCCGUACGCGGACAUCUGCCCUGAACCCUCACCCUACAGUGUUACUGGCUUUAAUCAGAUUCUACUGGAAAGACACAGCCUGGGCCACAGGGUUUGUCACCUCGAAUAUCCUCUUGCCUGAAACCCACGCCUACCGUGCUGUAGAGAAAGCCUUUGAGCGGCCCACCCUAUGUCGGCCGGCCUGGAAGUCAGCACCCUUGCUGAGGGCCCCGCACUAGCCGUUCUCCUGUGGGGAGCGGGCAGGUCCCAGGAGUCAAGCACACGUUCCAGCGAGCAGCCCAAGAAUCCAUCUUAGGAAUCCUCGUCCUGGGACGGCUCCACGAUCCGCAAACAGCAGUCCGCAAACUCCACGAACAGGGGCUCCUGCAUGCAGGUUCUCAUGAGCUGCGCCUUGUCAGCGCCCUGAUCGAGGCUGAGCAUCAGCUGUCGGAGGUGUGGGUUGAGCAGCAGGCUCCUUAGUGCUGCAGACUCCCCUUACACACGAACAAGAAAGCCAGUGUGAGUUCAAGCGGGACCAGAUGGAGGCAGCUGAUAGCUACACGCGUCACAUCGAGGGCGCUGCAUCCCCUUCACCUGUAAACCCAAGAAUGGAACCAGUGCUCCACGGAAACAAGGUGAGGUCGGUUAAAUGCCAUCAGAGUCCUGUUCUUGGCAGCUCUAUAAAUUAACUUUACACCAUUUCAACUAGGAAAAAAUAGCACAAAUACAGAGAACAAUUGUUCUCUGAAAUUGCUGGCAUGUUCUUCAUAGGCCUGAAGGUUCUCCCUGGUGAGGACAGUGACACCAAAUACUCUGAACGCUGCAGAAGCCAGUGCGUGGCCCUCGCACCGCAGCCCUGGUAGCAAUGAUCGGACACUGACAUCUGUGUGGUGCCUUACAGCUGACCAAGCCCUUCACAUCCGCCCUCGGUCUCACUGCCGUGGGCACAGGUGCGCAGCAGGGUGGGCCUGACGAUGAGACAGAAACAAAACCUCCCAUGUUUAGGAACUGCACUGGCCCGUUCACCGUGCGCGUCACAGAACUGCCCCAAGGCCCAACCACGCGGGCCUACAGAAACACCGGGCGUUAGAACACCUGUGUCCUUCUAAAACUCCAACUCUUGAGAUUACUGUCUGCUUGAAUGGCUAGACCAUAAGCAGAGCACUGGGGAGGUGGGAUAAGUGCAGGCCCCUGCCCUACAGACUGGUAAUGGAGAGAGAAGUUACCAUAAAAUAUGAGUGGUAGAUUUCAAGGCCCCAUGGGAAGGUGAAAAGUGCUUGCUUCUGAGAAAGACAAAAGGUCAAGAAAAGUUGAGCUGAGGAAGAGUAACCUGAACCAAGCCUUGAGGGAGGAGAAUUGUGCCAACCCACAAAACCAGUAGGAUGCCAGGGAAGCUGUAGGAAGGAGGGGAGGUGUGAAAGCCCUGAAUGUUUACAGAGUCACGUGGCUGAAGGCCUCUGCAUGCCACCAAGUACAGGGGACCCUUGAACAACACAGGUUUGCACUGCACAGGUCCGCUUAUACAUGGAGCUUUUCCCCAUAAAUACGGUGCUAUAAGUGUAUUUUCUCCUCAUAAUUUUCUUAACACUGUCUUU
Molecule: messenger RNA, 3783 nt
Organism: Ailuropoda melanoleuca (giant panda)
Lineage: Eukaryota; Metazoa; Chordata; Mammalia; Carnivora; Ursidae
Gene: MYO19
Product: myosin XIX
Exons: 7
Biological process (GO): actin filament organization
Cellular component (GO): actin cytoskeleton; membrane; cytoplasm
Molecular function (GO): actin filament binding; microfilament motor activity
Source: RefSeq, a predicted model, not a curated record